Molecule: messenger RNA, 2458 nt
Organism: Rhea pennata
Lineage: Eukaryota; Metazoa; Chordata; Aves; Rheiformes; Rheidae
Gene: CDCA7L
Product: cell division cycle associated 7 like
Exons: 9
Coding region: 71-1264 (397 amino acids)
Biological process (GO): regulation of DNA-templated transcription
Cellular component (GO): nucleus
Source: RefSeq, a predicted model, not a curated record
GAGGGCGGCGGCGGCGGGCCCGACGACGAGGGCGGCGGCGGCAGCGGCGAGCCGCGGCAAGGAUGCUCGAAUGCAGUCCAGAUACCUCACUGAGGAGUUGCAGAGGAUUUUCACCGAAGACACGGACUCCGAAACUGAAGUGUUUGAAGGCUUUGCUUCAAGUGAGGUGGAUGUGAACAAGAAACAAGUUCUGGCAGUAGAGUCGGAUUUGAGUGAUGAAGAACGUGGUAAUUUAUUGGGUAGCGAGGAAGAAGAGGAGGAUAAGACAAAGAAGGUUUCCCCCAAGAGAAGAAGCUUUGGUCUUCGUGUUGCAUUUCAGUUUCCCACCAGGAAGUCUUCUGAGAAAAAAGUGCCUGAACCAGCUUUUUCUAAGUUACCUUUUAAGGACAAUAAAGACCUCACACCUCUUUCCAAAGAAAUAAGUUCCAAGCGAUGGCAUAAACUAGAGGGCUCUGCUUCAGAAUCUGAAGAAGACAUUAAAGAAACACAGGAAGAAAAUUCUAGUGCUUUGCUUAAAAGAGCUAUGAAUAUUAAAGAAAAUAAAGCCAUGCUUGCCCAGCUAUUAGCAGAAUUGAAUUCCAUACCUGACUUAUUUCCAGUGAAAACACCCACCUCAACUCCUUCGAAACAGAAGAAAAUCCCAAGGAGGACAUUUUCUGAAGGUCAGAUAGAGCGUCGCAUGAACCCAACCAGAAAUGCUCGUCCACCAGAGAAGUUUGCCUUGGAAAAAUUUACUGUGUCUGCUGCCAAAUUUGCGGAACACUUCCGUAGCUACAGACAGCAAAACCUCUUGAAGAAAAGACUCAGUGUGCAGGGAGAUUGUGGAGUGCGCAAAAGAAGGAGGUCAUCGAAGUACUCAUCUUACCGUUCCGCAAAGGAUAUUACUGAAGAGGACUUGGACAACAUUGCAAUCACGGUUAAAGACAAAAUCUAUGAUAAAGUUCUAGGUAGUACUUGCCACCAGUGUCGACAAAAGACAAUUGAUACAAAGACAAUCUGUCGUAACCAGGGCUGCGGAGGUGUAAGGGGACAGUUCUGUGGCCCUUGUCUCCGAAAUCGAUACGGUGAAGAUGUGAAAUCAGCACUGCUAGAUCCAGACUGGAUCUGUCCUCCAUGUCGUGGAGUAUGUAACUGCAGUUACUGUCGCAAGCGUGAUGGUCGCUGUGCCACAGGCAUGCUCAUUCACCUGGCAAAGUUCUAUGGCUACGACAACGUGAAAGAAUACCUUGAAAGUUUACAAAAACAACUGGCGGAUGACAAUUGAGAACACUGAACUCAAGCUGUGCCUGCAACUGGUUAAUAUGUAGACAAGUUUUGACUUUUAAAGUUUAUUGCUAUGUUUUAUAUAAGAUAGAAUUGUAGAGUAUAGUAUAUGUAUUUCUGCAUUUAGAAUUUUUUGAUUGAUUGGUCUUAUGCAAAAGAUCUCUCAGGAAAGCGUCUCAGUAGAGAAAUCUAUGUGUUCAGUUAUGCACAGACCUGUACAUCAAGUGGAAUGGCACUCUUGAACCUUGAGUGGUUAAUUUCUAAUAGGGCUACACAACUACGUGAUGGAAAUGUUUGUAGAUUUGAGCAAUAACUUUUAUUUAUAUGAACGUGAAAGUCAGCAGAAAGGUGUUUAACAACUACCUAUAAAGCAUACUGCCUCUUUAAAAACAACAACAACAACAACAAAACUCUCAAACCCUUGUGAAUCUUUAUGCUCAGGUCUGGAGCAACUUUCCAGUCAUUGCUGUCUGAACUUAUCUCUCCACCGCUUAGUUUAUGGGCCUUGUCCCUGCAAAGAAGGGAGAAAUGCUUUCAUCUGAAUGCCAUUAUAUUCCAGCCAAACAGCCAAAGCUGAUGCGACCUAGUAGUGGGAGGAUGAUUAUUUUUUUUAUUCCAAAGUGCAAUUAACCACUGAAACGUGAAAGUGGAAGAGUGUUUUUUGUUUUUGUUUUUGUUUUUUUUUAAAAAAAGAAAAAAAAAGGAAAAAAGGGGGGGACACACUGUUUUUGUAAGUUCUAUAUUUAAAAAAAAUUGUCAGUUUCAUCCCAAUAAAGAAAAAAGAUUGCUCACCAGCAGUUUUUCCAUGUGAAUGCACCUGCUGCCUGAGCCAGCCAUCUUACAGUAAUCACACUUGGUUUAAACAGUUUCCAGAUUUUUUUUAAAUAUAAUGCUUAUUGGAUAUUGUUUUUAAUAUGUGCAGCCAAGUUUUUAGACAACUUUGUCUAAAUGUAACAUGUUUUUAUUGUAGUCUGAUUAUGUUUAAAUUUAUGUAAGAAAGAUAAGUUUCAUUUUAUGUAGGGAGAAUAAAGAAUAAUCAAGAGAAACAUUUCCGAGUCAAAUCAUACACUGAGCUGCUACGAUGUUUCCCAUUUACUUUCCCCUAACCAGUGUAAUGAAGCAAGGCUUGCAGGUCAAUAAUCAUUAUAUAGAGAACCCCCUGCACACAACAUGAAAGAUAAGGAAAUAGCAACAU